AUGUUACACCGCUGUGUCCUGUGCACCCUGACUCUUGCUGUGCUUGUUGCUGGGAAUGUCCAUCCGGAAUGUGAUUUUAUAGCAGAGCUGAAGAAAAAGGAGGCUGAAUGCUUGGAAAACUCAGAGGAGUCCAGGAAUGCAACAUCAGGUUGCAAGAAAGCCUGGGACAAAUUACUGUGCUGGCCAGAGGCAGAUGCUGGAGAGACUCUUGCCUUACCUUGCCCAAACAUCCUCUUUCACUUCAUGGAAGAGCCAGCUGGGAUAAUAAGAAGAAACUGCACAAAGAAAGGCUGGUCAGAGCCAUUCCCUUCCUAUCAUAUUGCUUGUCCAGUUGAAGAUGAGAUUCCACUUGAAGAACAAUCCUACUUUUCUACGAUAAAGAUAAUAUAUACCAUAGGAUACAGCCUGUCUAUUACCUCACUCGUUAUUGCUGUGACAGUUCUAAUGGCAUUCAGGAGGCUACGCUGCCCCAGAAAUUAUAUCCACAUACAGCUCUUUUUCACUUUCAUCUUAAAGGCUAUUGCCAUUUUCAUUAAGGAUUCUGUCCUUUUCCAAGAGGAAGACAUUGACCAUUGCAGUUUCUCUACAACUGAAUGCAAGAUCUCAGUUGUUUUCUGUCACUACUUCAUGAUGACCAAUUUCAUAUGGCUGCUGGUAGAGGCUCUUUACCUUAAUUGUCUACUACUCUCAUCCCUUUCUCAUGGAAGAAAAUAUUUCUGGUGGCUGGUUCUCUUUGGUUGGGGUUUUCCAACACUUUUCACCUUCAUAUGGAUAUUAGCAAAGUUCUACUUUGAAGACACAUCAUGCUGGGAUAUUAAUCAAGACUCUCCUUACUGGUGGCUAAUCAAAGGACCUAUUAUAAUUUCUGUUGGGGUCAAUUUUGUCCUAUUUAUCAACAUCAUCAGAAUUUUGCUGAAAAAACUAGACCCCAGGCAAAUCAACUUCAAUAACUCAUCUCAGUACAGACGCCUCUCAAGGUCAACUCUGCUUCUAAUUCCUUUAUUUGGAACCCAUUAUAUUGUCUUCAACUUUCUUCCGGAAUACACCAGCCUUGGCAUUCGGCUUUAUUUAGAGCUCUGCUUUGGAUCUUUUCAGGGGUUUAUUGUAGCACUCCUCUACUGUUUCCUGAACCAAGAGGUGCAAACGGAAAUUGGCCGGAGAUGGCACGGUAAGAGAUAUGGACUUAUGCCAGUUUGGAGAAGGACAAGAUGGACUGUGCCAACCAGUUCUGGAGUAAAAAUGAAUACAUCUGUGUGCUAAGGACAGCCUCAGAAUCUGGAGAAAUCAGAAUAAUAAGCAUGAUUAGGGAAAACAAACAACAGCAAAAAAAUUCUUAACAAUGACACUUUAUUGAGAGCAAAUUGGAGGAAGAUCCACUUCUGCAGAAAUUCUGCCCACCAUCUAUCUCUUACACUAUAAGUGCUGAAGUGAUGGAUUGACUGAUUUUCCAAUUAUAAUUGCCCUCUCAUGGAUAAACCACUGCAACACAAACUGCAGAUAUUGCCUCUUUUUCAUUCCCUGUCCGUACUCUCUUAUUAAUGAAUUGUGUAGCAUAAUGUGUCAGGGAGUGGGCACCAGGAGCACCCUUCAGUGACACCAUAAAUGACCAUCUCUGGAAAUAAGUACUCAGUCUUCACACAAUGGGCGCAGGAGUCUAUUCAGCUUGUUCAAUAUUUGUUUUCUAUUUCAACUCUGUAGAGAUGCAAUGCCUUGUCAAGAAAUGAAAUGCCUUGUCAAACUGCAACACAUGACUAAAAACUUCUGUUUCUUCUUCUAUUCUCUAUUUACAUAAAAUAGUCUCAAUAUACAUGGCAAAAACAAAUACACUCUCAUAUUCAAAUGUUAUUCCAGUAACUACAGAAGUCUUCUGAAAGCCAAAUAUCAGAAAGAAGAGGAAACAGCUCCAUAAGAUAGUCAUUAAGAAAUAACUGCUCUUUGCAAGAUAAUUCAAAAGAAAAGUAAUAAACGUGUUCUGCACAGAAGAGAAGGGCUAGGGGAGCAUUAGGAAUGUUGCUAAGUAUUUUCUCAUGUCUGACUGGUUGUGCUCACCACUGUUGUAAUAUAUUCAGAAGCCUGUAAUUAAACGUACACUUCUACGUA
Lagopus leucura (white-tailed ptarmigan) is the source of this 2100-nucleotide messenger RNA. It is a transcript of the gene GHRHR, whose product is annotated as growth hormone releasing hormone receptor. The transcript has 13 exons. Gene Ontology annotation, cellular component: plasma membrane. Gene Ontology annotation, biological process: positive regulation of cell population proliferation; adenylate cyclase-activating G protein-coupled receptor signaling pathway; cell surface receptor signaling pathway. The record is from RefSeq and is a predicted model, not a curated record. The coding region runs from base 1 to 1260 and encodes 419 amino acids. NCBI's taxonomy places the organism in Eukaryota, Metazoa, Chordata, Aves, Galliformes, Phasianidae. Gene Ontology annotation, molecular function: G protein-coupled peptide receptor activity; peptide hormone binding; growth hormone-releasing hormone receptor activity.